AUGUUCAAGUAUGCCAAAUACUUUUCUUAUCACGUGAUUAAGACUGUCGGUGUGCGCGCUCAGGGCACGUGGAUGGCACGUGGUGCUCGUCAAAUCUUGGAAUGGAUUCAUGCCCGACGAGAUGCUGAUUGGCCUAUUAGUCGUGGAAUUCCAAAAGUUUCUGCGCUACUGGAUGUAUCAUCCAAGGUGACCUCUGAUGGACCCGACUGCUUGGGACUGAUCACCAGCACUAUCUGCGGCCAGGGAACGUGA
This is a messenger RNA of Penicillium pulvis, 252 nucleotides long. RefSeq lists its product as uncharacterized. The transcript is spliced from 2 exons. Lineage: Eukaryota; Fungi; Ascomycota; Eurotiomycetes; Eurotiales; Aspergillaceae. The record is from RefSeq and is a predicted model, not a curated record. Bases 1 to 252 code for a protein of 83 amino acids.